Molecule: messenger RNA, 1227 nt
Organism: Parastagonospora nodorum SN15
Lineage: Eukaryota; Fungi; Ascomycota; Dothideomycetes; Pleosporales; Phaeosphaeriaceae
Exons: 1
Coding region: 1-1227 (408 amino acids)
Molecular function (GO): FAD binding; oxidoreductase activity
Source: RefSeq, a predicted model, not a curated record
AUGAAGGAAACAAAAUACCACAAGACCUUUCAGCCCCGAGGUUGCAAGACACACUAUGAGAACAUCGGCGAGAUCGGUGCAGGCAUACAAGCUCAAGAAGCAUGGACUUUCUUCGAGCCGCUAGGUAUGCUUGUUACGGUGGGAGCCGUCAGUUCGGCUGGCAUUGCCGGAGGCUAUGGUCAAGGCGGCGGUCAUGGACCUUUAGGUCCCAAGUAUGGCUUGAUGGUUGACCAGGCCGUCGAGUUCGAUGUCGUCACUGCCGAUGGUGUCCUGCGCACGAUCAAUGAGUGCACCGACCCCGACCUCUUCUGGGCCAUGCGCGGGGGCGGCGGAGGUAACUAUGCUGUCCUCACCUCCUACAAGUUUCAGUUGCAUCCGGCCGUACCCAUCAACGUCUACAGCUUCCAGGCCACAUUUCCUAAGCCGAAGGGUCCUCUCGAUAUCACUCAGUCCAAGGUGCACCGAGACAUCCUUACUGCGCUGGCUCAUAACCAGACGCAAUUUGCAGAGCAUGGCAUGGCUGGCUACAACUUUGUUCUUAAAGACCACAUCGUGUCUCUGCAGAUACUACCUUCUGAUGAUGUCGAGGCAAUCAAGGGCAUCACCGCACAGUGGCGUGCCUUCCUUGACGACUAUCCUGGUCUGGACAUUGGCGAAUCCAAGUAUUACAGCUUCAAGACCUUUUCGGAGUGGCAUGCGUUCACAGAGACUCCGGCGAUCUCACGAAACGGACCUGUCGGACUCGGCAUCAUGGUAGCUGGGCGUUUCAUUCCGCGCGAGUUGUUCUCAACCAAAGACAAUGUGGGACAGCUGGUCGACGCCGUCCUCACAGCGAUGCAGUUCUCGUACACUAACAAGGGCAUCGGCAGCGCCCAGCUUUACGCCACUGGUCCGUUCAACCAGCCUGAUAACAGCAGAACUGGUCUUAAUCCCGCAUGGCGGGAUACUCUUUGGCACAUCGUCAUGGGUGCCGCGUGGACCUCUACUACCCCGCCUAACGUACGGACGCAGAUCCAGAACACAGUCUCAGCAUCUGUGCAACCGUUCAAAGCACUGACGCCGGGUGGUGGGUGCUACAUGAAUGAGGCUGAUUGGCAAGAGGAGAACUGGCAGCAGACGUUCUUCGGAGGGAACUACGAUCGCUUACUGGCGGUGAAGAAGCGAUACGAUCCCACGAGUCUGUUCAACUGCUGGAAGUGUGUGGGGUGGACAGGAUAUGACGAGUAA